AUCGUUGACUUAGUCUUACUAUUGCCUCCUCCCGGUGUGGCUGCGGCUUCCCGAAGCAGUGUCCGUCCCCCCCUCCCCCUGUCCAGGAUUACCUCGCGCUAAUUAAACCCGAAGAUCGAGAGAGAAGGAAACGGGUCCCUUUUCAUCAUCCCCGCGUAGAAUAGAAUUCGUUUGGACAGUGUUCUCUUGUCGAUCCGAUCAAGCCGAUAUUACCGAUGCCAAACGCGAGUGUCGAUCUUCUUCAUUUCGUAGACGAAAUCAAGAUUAAUCGCGACUGCGUGUAAAUUUUAUUUUUAUCUUUUUUUUUUUUUUUCUGUUCGACGAAACAGUGUGACGAACGAUAUUUCUCUUACUUUUAAGGGUAAGCAACGUAUACAGUGCGGGUUUGUGUUAAUCGUUGCAGGCAAGAGUUGCGCUUGAAAAGAAAGUACCGAUCGUCGCGUUUACAGGUACAUCGUAUACCCAACGUAUAAGUAGACAAAACUAUAGCUGUACGUAAGUGUACUCGAAAAUCAGCUGUUUUGUCGGAUCGUGCGCUGGUUUCGAAGUUGAUCAUCGUCAACGAUGAAAUAUUACUACAAGACACCCGGUACGUGAAAUUCUCGGUCCAUCGCGAGCUGCGGUUUCACGUCCGAAUCCCGAGGUGUGUGAAAAGAAGAAAGAAAAAAAUUAUUGAAAAAGAAAAUACGAAACUAUAAAGUAACGGUUUAUUUAUUUACGGUGCCUGGAGUCCGUAGCUGAUAAAGAGGAAAAGACGCGCUUGACGGUGUAAAAAGUUCAGAGUUCAAAGUCAAGACAGAGAGAGAGAGAGAGAGAAUCAGAGAUAAAAACGAAAAAUGAAAGAAAUCCUUGCCUGCCUUUGAAAAUUUCGCUAAAUUUCUUGCUGCGGAUCAGCACUGAUCGGUUGAUUGCGAAUUUUCAAGCCAGAUCAAACCACUUGCGGAGAACGCGGAGGCGUUCACCCGUGAAAAACAAAGUGACCAAGUACGCAGCGCGCAUGCAAAUUGGUCCGGCUAAAUCGAGCAGAUAUAACCGUAAAUCGUAAAGUUCUUUUGCGCGUGUGUAAAAAUCGUGAAGAGGGUGAUACCGACUAAAACUCGUUUCAAUUCCCGGCCGAUUCCGAGGGCGAGCAUGCGUAAAUUCGACAUUUGGUAUUCCCAUUAGCCGAAAUUUUUGGAAAACUUUUCCCCAAUUGCUGCAGAGCUCCUACAACACCUCGGUCUGUCUAGCUGACAGCGUUGCGGAUAGUUCGUUGAACGCCUCAGGGUUUCUAUAGAAGGAAGUUGCACAAGAUCGGGCAACUACGAAAAGCAUUCUUCAAACGUUUAACGAUGCACCGUUGACGCGAUCGAGCCGGCUAUUAUAUCCUGAAAAGACAAGUGCGGACCGAAGGAUUAUCUGGAUUAUAAAAUGUGUCUAUAAAUCGGAAAGAUUGACAAGUCGUACAUCAUACGUGAAAGUAAACCGCGAUGAUCAUGUCCAAGUGCGUCGGUAUAACAGAAAUUUCUAAUCGAAAAUCAGUGAUCGUCAAUAAACAAUUGUAAGGGUAUAAUAAAUCGAGGAAAUUGUAUAAUCGGUAAAACAUAUUUUGGCUCAUUUAAAAAAAAAAAAAAAAAAAAAAACACAGUUUCGACAGAUCAUUAAAGCAUCCGUCCAAACCGAGUGAUAUACGGUUCGGCGAAGUGAUUCAUAUCCAGAGGUGGAAGGAUUGGCUUAAAGACAAAUUUAAAAAAAAAAAAUAAAAAAAAAAAAGAAAACGUUCAGUGCAUCGAGUAUAAACGCGCGAGAGAAUUACCUCAGCAUUGCACCUAUCCACCGGCAGGCGUCAAGCAAAGGUCAACCGAGCAUAAAGCGUCGGAAGUGGCGGAGCGACGAAGAGGCGGCCUGGAUCCAUCGACGCGUUAGCCAUGAACCUGGUGCCGCACGGAAUAUUGUUGCAGGUUAUCGUGUGGCUCAUAAAUUUCCAGCAUGGCUUCAGAUUGUGCAGCGGAGGUGAACCCGGGUAUUUGGACUUCGACAAUUUGCCGGAGACGAACUUUUCCUGUGUGGGCAAAGUCAUCGGCGGAUACUACGCUGACGUGGAAACUGGCUGCCAGAUGUUCCACGUCUGUACCAUUGGACAGAAAGAUUUGGUUUCAGACGAGAUAAUGGACAUCAAGUUCUUGUGCCUUAAUGGGACGGUGUUCGACCAGGAGACUCGAGUUUGCGAGCGAGUCGACGAGGUCGACUGCAGCAAGAGCGAGCGCUUCUACAACCUGAACCUUGAGCUCUAUGGAAAUAAUGCCGUCACUCUGAGCCUCCACGGGGUAUCCGACGACGAAGGCGAGGCCACGGAAUCCAUUGACGAUAAUCAACUCCAGACGACGAUUCAUCCGUCGACCAGCUCAACGACUACGACCACUCAGCGACCUACCAUUCCUCCAGCGACUACACCAUCGACUCUGUAUCGCCAGCAGAACACCGUAUAUCCAUCGCACUACCAAACUCCGACCGUGUACUCAACCUCGCAAACCAGCCAAUCCAAAUCACUGUACGACGACAAGAAUUCCGGCUACAACCGUCAUCAGUACAUUUCGCACAACGGCGAACAGGCCAAUAAUCAGGCAACGUCCUUCCAACUCUUUAGUAAUCAUGGUAUCGGUUCGAGUACCAAUCCUCCUCAGGUGCAUCAGGCGAGGUAUGGAACGACGUCGGCACCUCAGAUAAUCCACAACAGUCCGUCUACUGUGGCACCUCUGUUCCACGGGAUUUCUUCGACGAUUCAAACAUUGCUUAACAGCAACGCCAAUAACCCGUCGUACAUAAAUCCGAUAUUCCAUAACCACGGCGCGGUAAGUACUACCGAGCAUUUCACGAUCCAUAGCAACAACCCGAGAGAAACCCAAGAGUAUCACGAUGAUGGGGAACGAACGGAGGACCGCAGGCCGCUGGAGGCCAUACAAUCAACGAAUCAAGGAAAGGUUAGCAAGCUCACUAUAUCGCCUGUACCCACGGAUGAUGAUUCGCCUGAAUCGGACGAGAAUUCGACUUCAAAGAUAUCACUGGAUUUUCAUCCUGCGCCGACUAGCACCGAGCAAACGGCAAGGUCUUUCUACCCAACACCGAGAUCUUCCCCUAAGCCAGAUUCUGACUCGACUCAAAUCACUCGGCACAUUCACUUGUCGCCAUCUGCAGCGAUUCCGCAAUUGAGACCUCAGCAAAUAACGAUCAAUUUACCACCGCCGGACAUCCAACGAAUCGUCCAAAAUCCCUCGCCCCUUCUUCCUUCGCAGUCACGAGUCAUUGUAACUGCGAAGGCCAGCGUCAGCGACGAGUCUGGACGUCCGUUGAAUACCUCGGAACUGGUUACGCUCCCUCUGACAACUAUACCGGCUAGCUAUGACGACUACAAGGAAGGUGACGAGUCCUUCGACCCGUUUUACAGGGAUGUGCCCAAGAUUAGGCAGUCACGAAGCGCCCGGCUAGCAAGGAGUUCACUGGAGGCGGCAGGGAAGGUGAGGUCUUUGAAUCGGCGUAGGCAGGCGAUUGUUCGGUUGAAGAGGGAAGUUUUGCAGGACCAAAGUGACUACGAAGAAGAUGAUGAACUGGCUCGUGAUUAUGAGUAUCCCGUGAUUGAUGACUCCCGUGAAUAUGGUGGCAAUCAUCCGUUACAUACCGAUUCUGAGGAGAUCAUGGACAUAGCAACGAUUAAGGCUAACUUUAAAAAGUUUAAAGCACUUUUAUUAGGAUAUCGGGCAUCAGCAGAAACAUCAGCUGAGAAAAAGACCUCGAAGGAGCGCCCGAGUGAUGUAAAGUCCAAGUCACCCAAUGAUGGUAAGAAAGAUUCUGCCUUCCAUAAUAUUGAUGAAAAAUCUGAAACGAUCGGUAACAAGGAAACGAAUGUACAAAGUGAGCCAGAAGAAAUUAAAGCAAAUGAGAAUCUCAAGGAUUCAGAUAACAACGAUAACGUGAACUACGACUUGAUGCCUGUUGAGAAAACUGCAGAUAUAGAAGGAAAAGGUCAUACCGAGAUAUCUCUCUCAGUCCCGAAAGAAAUGAAAGCAGAGGAGCAGAAUGAUACAGACUCAUUGUUGGGUACGCAAAAAGAAGAUGAUCAGCCAGAUGUCGAACUAUAUUGCAAAUCUGCAUUUAGUAAAGAAAACAAAAAAUGUGUUAACGAGUCUGCGAUGAGCAAAAAUGAUUCUGAAAAGAAAAAUAAUUUGGAAAUAAUCGAAACUGCAGUCGAUGCUGGAAAGACAAAGACUGAGGAAGCGGUAAAAUCUGGAAACGCGACAACCUCUGCAGUCUCAAUAAUAAAAAAUGCGUCCGGACCUAAGUCUCCUACUACGAUCGGUUCUGACGUCGACGAAUAUAUUCAUCCUGACAUUAAAGAGGAAACGAAGGUGUCAGACCUUGACGAACACGUCAUUAAAUCUGAAUCUGUUCCAACACCUACGGAAUCUAACGUCAAAGACAUGGACUCCAAAGAAUAUGAGACCCUAAAAUCUGAAGUGAACACGGAAGAGCUGGAUGUGCAGAAACUUGUUGAAGAUACCGAAAAGUUAUCUUCCUCUCGCCAUGAAGGAAUUGUGCCGGAUGCAAUGCUUCGCGACGGAGAUUUGCGAAAUUCGGAUGCGGCAAUCAUCAAUAGUGAUGCGGUCUCACACGUUGCUCCGGAAACAAAGUCCGUACCUUACUCUAACGAGACAAGAAUUGAGGAAAAGGAAAUAACGAGUUUCGAGAAAUCUGAACCCAAGCCUGAGCUCAAGACUGAUCAAUCGCACAUUGAGGCAGUACCACAAAAAUUAAUGGAUAUGUCCACAAAUGAACAAGAAUACCCUAAAAAUUACAGUAAGACGUCGCAAGUACCAUCCGAUGUUAGGGUACCAGAAGCUGAAGUAUCAAAGGUCGAGAAAGAUCGUGAGGGUGAAUCUGUUGACUCCAAAGGCAAAGAAGAUCUUAAAUCUGAUGACGAUUUCACCGCAAAGGAAUCUCAUCUCAGUAAAAACCACACAACUCAAUUCGAACAAUCCGAAGCAACCCCCAACGAGAAUCAAGAGAUUGAAAAUAGCAAGUCAGUGGUGGCUGAGAAUGUGAAACCGCAAGACUCAGCUGUAGAACAAAGUAUUCCCCAUAGCAAGGAGUACGAAGUCGAGGGUCAAUUAACUGAUGACGUGAUCGAUAAAGAGCUUAAUUCUUCAGUUGUAAAAGUAGAAUCUGCAGCAGAAAUGAGAGAUUCCCCAACCGACGAACAGUCCGUGAAAGCAUCAAACUCCGAGGAAGUGAAGGCAUCAAACUUAUCAAAGUUGAAUCCGCAAGACUCAAAAGCAAUUAAAGAUGGCUUCUCAGACUUAAAAUCAGAGAAGCCAAAGACUUCCACCUCAAAUUCUCCGAAAUCGGAGAACGAGACGUCGACCAUCGAUGACAUGCGAGAUAAACCAGCAUCACGGUCAUCGAAAGAAGUCGACUCUGAAGAAGAACCAGAUAACAACUACUCCAAAAACAUCAUGAAUGAAAGUGAAAAUGAAAAAAAACUCGAUGCUCAGAAUGAAGAAAUGCAUGAGAAAACCUCAAAAGAAAGUACCACUGAAAUAAAGGAAUCGGAAACGACCCAGUCAUCGGACUCUAGGGAGAAAACAGAAGAUGAAUGGAUUGCUAGCAGGGACACUAAUGAUUACCCAUCAUCAGAUACGAGCGGGGUUCAUCGUUCUGCGGAAAAGUCAUCGGAGUCACCGAACCAGAUACCAUGUGACGAGUCGGACUGCGAAAAGGCUACGUCAUCACAGAAGGCAAGCUACGAGGACUCAAGGGGCGAGACGGGGGAGUACGACGACUAUACCUCUGACGAGUACAACUCUAGGUCUAGAGAUUCGGAACCUUAUAAAAUGAGUAGCGAAUACAUUGGAUCCCAAGAGCCGACGUCCAGGGACAGCUACUCGGAUUAUAACUCUGAGGAAUAUUCCACUUCGAAUGAGGAUGAUGGGCCAGUCAGUGGCGAAGCGUACUCGAUCGAAGAUUCCAAGCCGACGGUAUCGAGUGAAGAUUACAGCACGGAGGGGGUCUUGAAGUUCACUGACGAGAUACCCCAUCUCAAGAAAAAACACUUGAAGCAGAAGAUCGAGGAAGCGUCGAGCACCGCGGUCGGCUCCGAGGAUUACGUUGACGACAAUUACGAGCCUGAACACUACAUCGAAAAUUCGGCAGAAAACAAUGAGUCCUCUUUCGACACUACCGAGGAAAAGGAACCCAAAGCCGUAUCCGAGUCCUCCAGCGAAUAUGGACUAAACGACGAGGCUUCGGAUAGUCGUCUCCCAACUACCUCGACUACCACUACUACUACGACCACGACGACCACCACGACUAGACCCGUUCCUCCAAGUCUCUUCAGGCCGCUUACUGCGAGGAAAAAUUAUAAGUACAUUCCUCCAACGACUACUCCUAACCCGGUGGUAAUCAAGCACAGAUUUGGGCUUGUGAAUCCGCGACCUGCGAAACCCAUCAAGAGCUACAAUCAACUUGCUCCAAGGCCUGUGAUCAGGAAGAACCCACUGCUCUCGAGAAGAACAUUCGGUACUGAAAGCACGACACAAAAGUCAACCAGCUUGGUGCGGCGAAUCGACGACUUUGAAGACUCGUCUGAGAUUAUCUGGACGUCUACUGAGUACAUUGACGAGGAUGAAAGACCUCGAGAGAACAAACUAACUCGAUCAGCAAACGACGUCUCUUUCAACGAUACAAUCGAAGCUUCAUCUAACGACAAAGGGCAAGAGGGAACAACUGUUGGCCAGAAAGCCCCUGUCGCAGAGUCUGUCACCCGAAGCAAUAACGAGGCAAGUACGAAUCCAUCCGUUGGCAUUGAGACGACCCUUGGUAUCAACGCGGCGAUCUUCUCGACUCCUUAUCCGUUGCUGAAAGCAACGGAGAGCUCAAAUUCAGCGGUGCAAGAGAGCGAGGAUAGCGAAACUGACGGCGCUAAGUUGGUGCAAAUAGACGAGCCAAGAACGGAGACGGUGAAAGUUAUUGACGACGAAUCAUCGACGAGUUCGAAUGUGAAGACCGAAACAACGACGGAAGAGAAGGGGUCGAAAAUUCAUACGAACCAUCGGGAUGAAGGAUCGAAAGUUACUCAAGUUGCCUUCAGCUGCAUCGAUCGAGAACCGUAUCGCUUUUACGGAGAUCCGAGAGACUGCCGACUGUUUCAUUACUGCUCCCCAGGAUUCACUUCCAGGCAAAUGCUAGACUUCCGGUUUGUCUGCGAGAAUACGACCAUGUUCGACGAGGAGACUCAGAGCUGUCGAGAGGACGUUGUCAACCCAAAAUGUGCCAAUAGAAAAUGGUGAACAAGGCUGAGAUUUUCCGUCACUCGACGCGUUAUACGGGAUUCUUGCAAGACACACACGUAGAACGAUUUUUUUUUUCAGAACAAUAAACGUUGAUAGAUGAAAGAAUUAAUUUUCUUCAAAGUGAUUUAUUGCUAUGAAACUGAACUUCCGGUAGUUGGAUAACAUCGUUGAUGUUAUAAAAAAAUCCUCAAGAUAAAAUCGUUCCACAGAUUAUUGUUUUCAAUUGUUACGGUAGCGCUUUCGCAUGGCCUGAGUUUGACCAAAUGUAAUGAAACGAAAACUUCCAAGCGUUCAACGGAAGGACCUACUAUUUUAGUAUUUAACAUUGCAAUUCGACUUUACCGUCCGAGAUUGAUUUUGGUGAUUCGUGAAUCCUCCAGAUUAUUAGCAUAUUUAUAUAAGAUUUAGAAAACUAUUCUUAAGUAAUUGCCAUAACAGUUUUUGUUGUUUUUUUUUCUCUAAAUCUCAACGUCUGGAUUCACACUUAUUAAAAUUAAUGCAUCGUUUCGAUUCCCAGAAAUUUUUGAGGAGGAUAACAUUCAUUUGCGUUCCUUCGACUGUUAAUAUUUUUUUUCGGAAUCGAAAUUCGGAAAGAAGUGUUUUAUUUGCAAGGAAGCUCUCUCGUAUAUACUAUGACAGAUUUAUAGACUAUAUAAUAAUUAUAAUAAGCUCGGUUUCGUCGCAACGCAAAGGUUUCCAACAGAUUCUCCCUAGCAUGGUUUCAUCAUUCCAAUGGUUAUACACUAUAAUUAUAAGGAAUGUUCGGUAACAAAUAUCGAAUACUAGUAGAUAGAUUUGUAAUACGAAAUUAUAAUUUCCCGUGAUCAUUUCAUCGAGGUAUGUAUAAAAGUGUCUAUGUAUGUAAAUGAUCGGUGUACGAAUAACGAUAUAAAAGUUGUACAAUGUAUGUAUACGAUUAAACAAAAUACAAUAACCUACGACGUAACUGUAUUGGAACGUAGGAUAAUUAGGCAAAAGUAGAUAAUUGAAUAUCGUUAAAAAGUCGCUCCUAUAUAUGUAUUGCUCAAACUUACGGUCAACUAAAACGCACUUAGGCAAGUUGUACAGAGAUUUUCUAUUCACUAACAAGCAUGUAUGAUUAUGAUAUUUUAAUGCCUAAAUGAAUUGGGUUAAUCUAAGGUUUCCCUCGUAUUUAGUGAAACACUGCGGUCACCGCGUCCCGCAGUCCAGCAUACACGAAUAAGCCACGUUAUGCACAUGAGAAAAAUACUCGUAUUCCUGUAAAUAGAUUUUAAGUUAUAUAAUACGUGCCUCGCGUCGUCCGCAUAUCUUUCUAUGGUUACUUUGUAUUUUGGCGGUAAAUAGAUAUAAAUUACUUUUACGCUGGCGAAUAGAUAUAAAUAUUCAAUUACAUAAUAUAGUGUAUGAUAUUUCUUCUAAGUUUGAUUGAAAUUUGUAUUAAUUAUAAGUUGGAUGCGACUUCACCCCGUCGGCCAACCCGAAUCUGUUUCAAACCACGUUGCGACAAGAUUAGCAAGUUUGGUUUAUUAUAUACAAUAAACUUUAAAGCGUGUUGAUCUGAUCGCAGUUAAAGAUUAUUUCAAACUACGAGACGCCAUGUGUAACCAGAUCAGUAGGUACAAGAGAUUAUACGACGAGGAGACCCUCUGUAUUUUUUAAGGAAUUAUAUCACGUUAAUAGCAA
Neodiprion fabricii is the source of this 8987-nucleotide messenger RNA. RefSeq names its product calponin homology domain-containing protein DDB_G0272472-like. Lineage: Eukaryota; Metazoa; Arthropoda; Insecta; Hymenoptera; Diprionidae. Gene Ontology annotation, molecular function: chitin binding. The coding region runs from base 1908 to 7319 and encodes 1803 amino acids. Gene Ontology annotation, cellular component: extracellular region. The transcript has 6 exons. The record is from RefSeq and is a predicted model, not a curated record.